Molecule: messenger RNA, 2016 nt
Organism: Theobroma umbraticum
Lineage: Eukaryota; Viridiplantae; Streptophyta; Magnoliopsida; Malvales; Malvaceae
Product: malonyl-CoA decarboxylase family protein
Biological process (GO): malonyl-CoA catabolic process; fatty acid biosynthetic process; acetyl-CoA biosynthetic process
Cellular component (GO): peroxisomal matrix; mitochondrial matrix
Molecular function (GO): malonyl-CoA decarboxylase activity
Source: RefSeq, a predicted model, not a curated record
AUGAAUUCGUCUGUCCUAAACGCUGUCGUUUCCAGGAUUUCAAACGGGUAAAACAUGCGUCCGCCUUCACUUUCUCUGAGUUUCUGGCCGGGAAGAGUCAAGCGGUUCGAGGAAAACGACGUGAGGACAGACAAAGCGGAAACUAAACGUUUAUGGUAAUUAAAUUAAAUUUUUUAUUUAAUUUUGUAUAUAAUUGAAAUGAACAAGAAAGCCUUGGCCAUUUUGAUGCGAGCCAGAAUGAGACCCAACGAUCCAAGCAAGCUCGCCCUUUCUCCUCUAUCUAAUGAGGUUAAUCAGAUGCUAUCCAAUUCUCAAGGAAACCAAGCACCGCGUAAUACUGAAGAUGGAAAUGAAAAGCUCAAUAAACAAAGGUCGUUUGAGGUUGUACGAGAAUCAAUGCACUCAGCUAUAUCAAUGAAUAAAACAGAAGUUCUUGAUGCUGUACUUAAUGAUUUUUCGGAGGGCUAUUUUAGUCUUUCUUUCGAGAACCGCCGCAAAUUAUUGCUGACGCUUGCCAAAGAGUAUGAUCUAAAUAGGACUCAAGUCCGUGAACUCAUAAAACAAUAUCUAGGACUUCAGCUACCUGGUGGGAAUGAAGCUCAAUCGGGAGGGGUUGAAGAUGAAGGCUUUCUUUCAACUUUCUAUCGCAUAGAGAGAAAUUUGAGACAUUCUCUUAAGCCAGUGUAUGAAGUUCUCUUUGAGCGACUCAACACGCACCCUGGAGGGCUGAAGGUUUUGACCAUCCUUCGGGCUGAUAUAUUAUCUAUUCUUGCAGCAGAAAAUAUUUCCUCAUUGCGAGCAUUAGAUUCCUAUCUAAAGGAGAAGCUUAGUACUUGGCUUAGUCCUGCUGCUUUAGAGCUCCAUCAGAUUACAUGGGAUGAUCCUGCUUCUUUGCUGGAGAAAAUUGUGGCUUAUGAGGCAGUGCAUCCAAUCAGCAACCUUAUCGAUCUUAAGAGAAGGCUGGGAGUUGGUCGUCGUUGUUUUGGAUAUUUUCAUUCAGCCAUACCUGGUGAACCCCUUAUUUUUAUUGAAGUUGCACUUUUGAAGGCUGUAGCACAGACAAUACAGGAAGUUUUGUGGGAUCACCCUCCCAUUCUUGAAAGUGAGGCAACAUGUGCGUUAUUUUACUCCAUAUCAUCAACUCAGCCUGGCUUGGCAGGAAUCAACCUAGGAAAGUUUCUUAUUAAAAGGGUUAUUACAUUGGUGAGAAGAGAUAUGCCACAUAUUUCUGUGUUCGCUACGCUUAGUCCUAUCCCUGGAUUCAUGCAGUGGCUUCUGUCCAAGUUGGCAUCUCAAUCGAAACUUGCUGAAGCAGAGGAUAUAUCAUGUUCGUCAGCUGAUAGAUCUGGAUUAACUUUCUAUGAAAAUGUACUUGAACCAGAAGAAGAAAGAAGACUCAUAGAAUCAUCUGGGGAUUUUGCUGCUGGAAAAAACGGCAUGGAAAUAAUGUUGAACUUGCUGACACCUACAAGUCAUGAUUGGACUAAUUCCUCGAAAUUGCUUUCAGCAUUAAAACCAGCUUUAAUGCGGCUAUGUGCGAGGUACCUUCUGCAAGAGAAAAAGAGAGGAAAAGCUCUAGAUUCUGUUGCAAACUUCCAUCUGCAAAAUGGAGCGAUGGUUCAAAGAAUAAACUGGAUGGCUGACCGAUCAGAAAAAGGCCUACGCCAAAGUGCAGGAAUCAUGGUAAACUAUGUCUACAGGCCAGAGACUAUUGAAGAAUAUGCUCACUCAUACUUCAGCUUAGGCCAUAUCCAUUCUUCCUCUGAUGUGAGACGAUAUGUUCAGCCAUUGACGGAAAAUGAAUCAAGCACAAAUUAGGAUGAUCGCAGGAGAUUGCAAGUAGGUUUUACAGCCACCAACUUAUUAUAUACUUAUUUCUUAUGAUUGUCUAAGAUAUGUAGAAAGAUACUUGCUGUUGCUACCUGCGUAUUCGAGUUUACAAUUUUCUGUUCUUCAGAAAAUGUAGAUAUUACUCACACACUUUUAUCCUCUAUAAACAUUCGAACAUUUAAUUCA